AACCAUCCGCUCCUCACUCAUUUUGACAUUCAUUCUUUUAUCUUAGACUCCACUUGUCGGGAAGUACGCUGUUAUUUAUGAAAUGAUUUCUUCAAAUCUGGUGGUGAUUGUCCAUUACCUACUCCUCCUUGCUCAAAGCUCACCGUCGACCGGCCGACAUGUCUUGGAACGUAGGGAUCCCGCCCUAACCACAUCACCUUCAGGAAAUUACGCGCCGGUGUAUGACAAGUGCCCUGCACGAUUCUACCUCAGAGAGCCAAAUAAACUGACGAACGGACGGGCUGAACUCAGCGAUGUGGAACGUAACUAUAUUACCGAGAAGGCUCAAAAGUCGAUCAAUCCUUGGCGGAAAUACUUGGAAAAUGUCAAGUUGAAAGACUUCGAUAUCAAUUCAUUUCUGCGUGAAGCUGAGAACCGGGGAGGUUUGGCUGGAGAUACUCUUCCUAACUUUGGCCUCUCUCUGAGUGGUGGCGGAGGACGAGCACUUUGCCUCAGUGGCUCAAUUCUUGAAGCAUUUGAUUCCAGAAAUCCGAGGGCAGAUGCAGCCAGAGUUGGCGGUAUUCUGCAGCUUUCUAACUAUGCGGUAGGCGUUUCUGGCGCAAGUUGGCUUCUAGGAGCUUGGGGCACAUCCAAUUUCCCUCCUAUUUCUGAUAUGGCUCCCAAGUGGCGCUUAUCCGAACAAAAUGAUCUGUGGGAUUGGAACGUGGUGAAACACUAUAGGAAGGUCUACAAAGUCGUCAAACAGAAGAAGCUGGCGGGCUUUGCCACAAAUAUCAUUGAUGUCUGGGGUCGCCUUCUUUCUCGACUAUUCAUAGAUGACCCGACGCAAGAAGAUCCAAAUCAAGGCGAAGGUGUACUCUGGUCGUCUAUCUCACAGACUCCCCUAUACAAAGACCGGCAAGUUCCUUACGUCAUUUCAGUCGCCACCAGUCGACCGGGCAUCAAGGAAGAUUUCACUCCUUAUAGUCCUAUCUACGAGUUUUCGGCUGAAGAGUUUGGGGUUUUCCAUCCUCGUCUCAAUGUAUCCAUCCCGAUGCAGUACCUCGGAUCUCCUCAAAAUUUGAACGGGGUUCACAAUACUUGCGUCCGUGGCUUCGAUAAUGCCGGGUUUAUCAUGGGACUGUCCAGCAACAUAUAUUCUAUGAUAGACUCGCCUAACGACCAUAAGCCGAUGGUUUUAAAGAUAGUCGACAAGAUCACUGAUGAUGAUAACUUUGAAGGAAAGGUGCCUAAUACAUUCCAAAAUUUGGGGCAAGUGCCAGAAGACGACUCGCCAGGCUUUCAAGACAACUCACGCGACACAAUCUUGAUGGCGGAUUGUGGAUUUAUCAACGAAUCCAUACCGAUUUACACCUUAUUGCAGCCAGAGAGAAAGAUUGAUGCAAUCAUCGCUGUCGACGCAAGUACAGAUGGUAAAGAGGCGGAUCCUACCUUGUUAAGAUAUCCAAAUGGAACAGCCUUAUUUUCGUCUUAUUCGAGGACACUGCUCCCAAUGUAUAGAGGACGCCACAUGCCAAAGAUCCCGAGUUCAAUCAAUGGAAGCUUUACCGACUUGGGUUAUCACCGACGACCCACAUUUUUUGGCUGUAAUGACUUCCAGGGCCCUUUGAUAAUUUAUCUGCCGAACUACUAUGCAGUAGGAGAGACAAACCAGCCAACCUCGAAAACAACAUAUACUCCCGAAGAGAUUCAAAUCUUUUACGAGAAUGGCUUCGCGAUAGCCACCCAGAAUGCCGGACCCACCAGGAAUCCAGACUGGCCAGCGUGUCUGGCUUGCGCCUUGAUCGACCGCCAAGUUCUGCGAAAUUCGGCUUCCAGAACGGCCGAAUGUCAAGCUUGCUUCCAACAGUAUUGCGCAAAGGAUUAGGCAGAAUUUCCCUCAAGUUCAACAUGGCCAUUGAGGUCUUUCUCUUUUGCGCCAGCACCUCUCACAUAAUUAAGCACUCAGACCACAUAGAAUCGAUGGACUGAUGAGAAAUAUGGGCCAUCAGGAGAUUUGACGAUUUUUCUAGUAUAUACUUACCACUAACGUCGAUGUUACUAAAAGAGUUGAUCUUUUUCACAUAUUUCCCAACUGCUAUCUGCAGAUGGCAGUCAUUUCUAAUCCUUAAAAAAAUCAAGUCUUAUUCAUCUCAUUACGUUGUUAUAAUAGAGGGCUUUUUCUGUCCGAUUCUUUCUCUACCAAAAAAUGAAUAAAGUCAGAAACAUAUUAUUUGAGGAGAGAAGGACCAAUAGCUGAUGCUCUUGGACCAUUU
Molecule: messenger RNA, 2255 nt
Organism: Puccinia graminis f. sp. tritici CRL 75-36-700-3
Lineage: Eukaryota; Fungi; Basidiomycota; Pucciniomycetes; Pucciniales; Pucciniaceae
Exons: 13
Coding region: 83-1867 (594 amino acids)
Biological process (GO): glycerophospholipid catabolic process
Cellular component (GO): cytosol
Molecular function (GO): A2-type glycerophospholipase activity
Source: RefSeq, a predicted model, not a curated record